Phyllostomus hastatus (greater spear-nosed bat) is the source of this 3255-nucleotide messenger RNA. It is a transcript of the gene GPR4, whose product is annotated as G protein-coupled receptor 4. The transcript has 2 exons. Gene Ontology annotation, molecular function: G protein-coupled receptor activity. The coding region runs from base 843 to 1931 and encodes 362 amino acids. Lineage: Eukaryota; Metazoa; Chordata; Mammalia; Chiroptera; Phyllostomidae. Gene Ontology annotation, cellular component: membrane. The record is from RefSeq and is a predicted model, not a curated record. Gene Ontology annotation, biological process: G protein-coupled receptor signaling pathway.
GCUGGAUCCCCGGGCCGCCGUCGAGCCCAAGACCUCGCAGCAGCCGGGAGCGGGAGCGCCGCCGCCCGCCCCGUCCAGCCGCGGCGCGCAGGAACCGCAAAGUCAGCUCUGAACCGUGAGGGGGGCCACCUCAUCUCAACUGCUCAGCAGGACCAAGCCUGAGCCCUCCCCUCCCCACUUCAAACUGCCCCCUCCGUCUGUAACCCUCCUCUGAUCCAGCCCUUACUCACCUCCUUCCUGUGUCUUAAAAACCCUUUCCACAUUCCCCAGACUGAAUCCUUCCUCCCUGCCCCACCCCACACACCGCCUCACCCCCAGCACCUCCUUUUCCAUCUUCUUCUCUUCAUGGGCCACUUUACUUGCUUCCUCGUUUCUUACCCAGGUCCCAGGAAAUGCUAGCAGCCCCCCCCACCCCCACAGCCUGGUUCUGUCAACACUCCUUAAGAGUAGCCUGUCCUGUCUCAACACCAUCCUGAAUAUUUCCUGCCGGCGGAUGCAUAGACACUCCCCUCUGCCAGCUUUUGUGUUACCCCGUCACUCCCUGAUUUAAUUUCUGAUCAGGCCUAUAAAAACCUCUUUGAGGAAGCUCUUGGUUCAUCCCGCUAUUCUGCAACAAACCUCCUUCCUGUGCUAACUGAGUCCUUCCUCCGACUUUUCCCUCUCAAGCUCCACCCCUGGCGCAAGAUUCACGGUCAACCUCAUCUCUUCCCCGAGGCCUGGCAACCACCAUGUCCCCCUGAGCCUCCAAGGAGGGGGCUCAGGGGCCCCGAUGGCCUCCCGGCCCCCGCGGCCCCACAGCCCCCCUGGGCCAUGGGAAGCCCCUGAAAGCCCCAGCGCCGAGGAUGGGCAACCGCACAUGGGAGGGCUGCCACGUGGACUCGCGCAUGGACCACCUCUUCCCGCCUUCCCUCUACAUCUUCGUCAUCGCCGUGGGGCUGCCCACCAACUGCCUGGCUCUGUGGGCCGCCUACCGCCAGGUGCGGCAGCGCAACGAGCUGGGCGUGUACCUGAUGAACCUCAGCAUCGCCGACCUGCUGUACAUCUGCACGCUGCCGCUGUGGGUCGACUACUUCCUGCACCACGACAACUGGAUCCACGGCCCUGGCUCCUGCAAGCUCUUCGGCUUCAUCUUCUACACCAACAUCUACAUCAGCAUCGCCUUCCUGUGCUGCAUCUCGGUGGACCGCUACCUGGCAGUGGCGCACCCCCUGCGGUUCGCCCGCCUGCGCCGCGUCAAGACGGCCGUAGCCGUGAGCUCCGUGGUCUGGGCCACGGAGCUGGGCGCCAACUCAGCGCCGCUGUUCCACGAUGAGCUCUUCCGCGAUCGCUACAACCACACGUUCUGCUUCGAGAAGUUCCCCAUGGAGGGCUGGGUGGCCUGGAUGAAUCUCUACCGGGUCUUCGUGGGCUUCCUGUUUCCGUGGGCCCUCAUGCUGCUGUCCUACCGUGGGAUCCUGCGGGCCGUGCGGGGCAGUGUGUCCACCGAGCGCCAGGAGAAGGCCAAAAUCAAGCGGCUGGCCCUCAGCCUCAUCGCCAUCGUGCUGGUGUGCUUCGCGCCCUACCACGUGCUGCUGCUCUCCCGCAGCGCCGUCUACCUGGGCCGCCCCUGGGACUGCGGCUUCGAGGAGCGCGUCUUCUCGGCGUACCACAGCUCGCUGGCCUUCACCAGUCUCAACUGCGUGGCCGACCCCAUCCUCUACUGCCUGGUCAACGAGGGCGCUCGCGGGGACGUGGCCAAGGCCCUGCACAAUCUGCUCCACUUCCUGGCCAGUGACAAGCCCCAGGAGAUGGCCAAUGCCUCCAUCACCCUGGAGACCCCACUCACUUCCAAAAGGAGCAGCGUGGCCAAGGCCAUGGCCGCUGGCUGGGUGGCAGCUCCGCCCUCCCAGGAGGACCAGGUGCAGCUGAAGAUGCUGCCACAGCCACAAUGAACCUCAAAUUAAGCAGAGCACUGCCUCCCACACCCUUGCUAAAUCUCAUCCUACACUCCCUACCUUUUUGGUCUGGUGUAUGCAAAUUGUAUGUAAAUAAGGCUGUGUUACUCUUCAUAAGAAUAUAAGAAAAUAGGAAAAUGAUAAGGUCAGCGUGUCACUGGUCAACUGUCAUCCUCCACCAUGACCCCUUAAAAAUUCAAUUGAAGUGUACCUAGCCCUGUAUGGGCAGUGUUGGUGACACAGUGGUGACAAAUAAGACACCUGGCCCUCAUGGGUUCCCACUCCGAUGGGGACGACGGAUCUGUCCCUGGACAUUGGUGACCCAGAGUGGGCAGGGCUCAGCCAGGACAAGUCAGGGUCUGGGAAAACCCAGAAGGGCAUCUGACCUAGUCUGGAGGACAGGGAGGGCUCCCCGGAGGAGGGGACCAGUAAAUUAAAUUUCCAGAAGGUAGAGGCACAAAGAGAGAAAAGUUCGGAUUAUUUCCAGAAAGACAGUGAAGGAGAGUGACUCAAAGGGAAGGUGGAAGGAGAAAUUUACUGAGUGUGGAGUGAUCACUUUACUCCUGGGACCCCCCUAUCUUACAGGGGACAGUGAGCAGGACAGAACAAUCCUGAGUUUUUAGAUGAACAGCAUUCUGCAAGUCGGGACUGAGGAAGAAGGGGAGAAUGUCCAAACCCAAACGAAGAGCAAUCAGGGCAGGCUGGCUGGAGGAGGGGUGAGGAGGGCAGGCUGGGGAAGGAGACUUGGGACAAGAUUCAGUCACAGAUCCAUUUGUACCUACCAUGUGCCCUGUGCUGGCCGGGGCUGGGGACAUGGCGGGUGACCAAGACAGCCCAGGCACCACUGUCAUGGGGCUCACAGUAAAUAAGUAAAUCAAAAUAAGGUUUGGAGUGAAGGGACAGAGGGUGACAUGGAGUCUGAUCUACAUGAGGUCAGGGGGGCUCACUGAGAUGGUGGCUUUUGAGCAAAGACCUGAAGAAGCUGAGGGGUCUCAGCCCAGUGGCAGUCGGAGUGGUGGGGAGAGCAUUGCAGGCAGAGGGAAAAGCUAGUACAAAGCCCCGGAAUGAGAGAGUGCCUGAAUUCUGAGACAUAAUAAGCACAAUGGUGUGACUGGAGCAGACAAGAGUGACAAGAAUGGGAGGUGAGACUGGCCAGGGGACAGAGGCCCACCUUUCAGGGCUUUUAAAGUCCUGGCGAGGCCCUCGCUGGUGUGGCUCAGUGGACUGAGUGAGGGCCUGUGAACCAAAAGGUCACUGGUUCAAUUCCCAGUCAGGGCACAUGCCUGGGUUGCAGGCCAGGUCCCCAUUUGGGGGUAACAUG